CAGUAACGUCUGACAAUGACUGAGCGGCAAGGUCAUAUCCCUUUCGAGUAUUUCAUAACAUUAUUUGAUAUCACUAACAAUUUUGCAAAUGAUGAAUUGUCACACUUCGUGUGCCCUAUCCUAUGUAUAAUGAUACAAAAAUUAUUUAAAUUUAUAAAUUUUGCAUUAGUAGGUGGUGGCAUUUUAAGUGUUUUAGACGGCCCUAGGUCGGUGGUCGUAAGGUUAGGUAGCACCGGUGACAGAACGCGGGGGGGGGGGGGGGGGGGUGGGACGAAAGAAAAAUGGCUGUCUAGCGAAAAUCGAGAAAUACGAAAGACGAACGAGUGUGUGACGAUCGAACGUGGGCUCGAAUUAUCGGUUUUUUUUUUCGAACGGAUUAAUAUCGGAGAAACGAACGAAAUUCUAAACGAAAUGACGAUGUACGCUAUGAAACCGAUCGUUUCAUUGCCACGAAUGUCGCAUCGGUCAAAACCGAUGUACGAAAUGCGAAAUAUACACGAGGAAAGAUCAAGGGACGACCAUACGGAAGCCGUGAACGAGACCGUGCCUGAUAUCACUGAGCAGGUUAUCAGCUUUUUGAAGAGUCCACUGCCAGAAUACAACGCGUUGGAAGCUAGGCAGGAAAAGAUACUGGCUCAACUAGCAGAACUCAGAAAACAAGUGUCGACACUUUCUAGUCUAUUGAAGCAAACAAAUCAAGCUGUUACAGUCGAUAAAUGUCAUAAAACUCAGGAUCCAGUUAGCAUAAAUCUUAUUGUUAAUGUGAACCCAAAGAGACCUCCUUAUUUUAUAUCUGCGCUGCAAAAAGUCUGGAAGGACACUGACAUUACAGUACAAACUUAUGUUCAUUCAAGUAUUGGUGGAGAUGUCCCUACAGUUCAUCAAGAAACUAAGGGUUCUCCAAGAAACAAUCUUGUGAAUCUAUCACUGAUCUGGAAAGAUGUUGAAGAUCUGGAAUUUGUAACUGGCCUAUAUGGUUAUCGCAUCACCGGUGAAACGAAUUUGUUAAGAUAUAUAAGUAGGUUAUUAAGUUCGCACAAUUACGAAAAUUCUAGUCUGAACGUCGUGAAUACGAUCGACUUGAUAUUAGAUUUGUGUUAUUCUAUACACUUUCAACAAUCGCUGAAAAAGAAACAAGAAAUCUUGUCUUUAAUAGCUGAUAAGUUAGAUAGAAAUUGGUCAAGUGAAGGAAAGCCAGAUAUAGCAGAUAUCGCAGUAUGGUGUACAAUUAAGCAAGUGUUCCCGAAACAGUGUCCGCCAGUGCUCAAGAAGUGGUUUGAAGCAUGUGAAAAACAUUUUGUAUAAAUAAACGUCUACCGAAUCGAAAUCGUUUA
Messenger RNA from Hylaeus volcanicus, 1334 nucleotides. It is a transcript of the gene AIMP2, whose product is annotated as probable aminoacyl tRNA synthase complex-interacting multifunctional protein 2. The transcript has 4 exons. Lineage: Eukaryota; Metazoa; Arthropoda; Insecta; Hymenoptera; Colletidae. Bases 16 to 1305 code for a protein of 429 amino acids. Gene Ontology annotation, cellular component: aminoacyl-tRNA synthetase multienzyme complex. The record is from RefSeq and is a predicted model, not a curated record.